Molecule: messenger RNA, 1382 nt
Organism: Uloborus diversus
Lineage: Eukaryota; Metazoa; Arthropoda; Arachnida; Araneae; Uloboridae
Exons: 2
Coding region: 211-1236 (341 amino acids)
Source: RefSeq, a predicted model, not a curated record
AGCAAGCGAAACAAACCUUGUUCUUAAUCGGUUAAUUCUUCGUCUGAGUUGCGUCAUGUCCGAAAACUCCCGAUCACGUGGGUUCGGAAACAGUUUCUUACGGUUUUUCAGAGCGAGUGAAAAUUUGAAAAACUUAAUCCCCCUUGUGGUAUAUAUAGGCGGGGGAGAUUUCCAACAUGUCAGUUCAGGUCCCGAUCCAAAGGAAUAACCAUGAUUUUGGCAAUAGUUCUUCUUUUUUGUAGUUGUGCCACUCUGAAAGCGAGUGAGUAUCCAGCGUACUACGUCAGUGAAUAUUCAGAGCCACGAUAUGUGGAAUACCAACAAGACGGCUACGGAGACAACUAUGGAGAAGAAGAAGAAGGUUACGGUCAGAGCAAUCUGAAGAAAUAUCAUAAAUCUCAACAGAAUUAUGGAGACAAGUACGGAGAAGAUUACGACCAGGGUGGGCAAAGGAAAUUCCAGAAAUCUCAGGAAAAAUACGGCGCUGGUCAGUAUGAGGAUGAGCAAGCGGAGGCCCUUCGAGAUUUCGCCAAUCAUCAGGCACACAACAGCGGAGCUAAGGCUUCCCUGCAGUCAAACGGUGGCGAAAAAGGCCAUGUGAGCAAUGCCUACGAUCGUGGAAAUUACAAGAAGGAGAAGAAAUAUGGAUACGAAAAAGCAUAUGGUUACGAAAAAGAAAGCAAGAACCAAGACAGCAAGGCCGUGUCCCAAAGUUUUGCAAAGGGCUACAACCACGACGAAAACAAAGCCAACUUCAACGAACAGGAAUUCGCUUUGAAGGACCUUGCAGCAAAGAACAGGAAACAAAAAUCUGGACAUCAAUCGGAGGGUGCUAAAGAUUAUCUGUUAGAUCUGAACGAGAGAAUAAACCGAGGCAAGAAAUAUGGCGCCAAGUACGGUAACCAGAAUAACGACCAAGAAAUAAUUCAGUACGUCCAACAACCUCUUCACGUUUACAAAUCGUACAAACGUCCCAUUUACUUGAAGAGCUACAUACCUGAAGGUCGAAUUGGUUACGACGGUUACGUCAAAAACCGAUAUUUCCCAGGAUUCAGUGGUCUUGGUGGACUUCGAGGUUACGGUAUGGAAUAUGAAAUGAAUCCUUACCUUAAUGGUUAUUCAGGUUAUUCAGAUGACUUUCUUUUUGCUGGCCAAGGAUACAAAAAGCCUUUAAUCAACUCCUAUGGCAACUCCUAUGGAAAGUAUGUUGGUUAUUUCUCAAAAUCCGACAUUUAACUUGCUGAUGUUCUUCACUGCCGGAUGGGUUUGGGAUUUUGAUUCUCAAGUGGAUACUGGACAUCCAUGAGAACAUAAUUUAAAUAAUUGAUUAUGUGUUGUGCUUGUUAAUGGCAUUGUUUUUGUAAAUGUGUGCAAUAAAUGUU